This is a messenger RNA of Phycodurus eques (leafy seadragon), 3887 nucleotides long. RefSeq names its product QKI, KH domain containing, RNA binding 2 (gene qki2). Lineage: Eukaryota; Metazoa; Chordata; Actinopteri; Syngnathiformes; Syngnathidae. Gene Ontology annotation, cellular component: nucleus. The record is from RefSeq and is a predicted model, not a curated record. Gene Ontology annotation, molecular function: mRNA binding. The transcript has 9 exons. Gene Ontology annotation, biological process: regulation of mRNA splicing, via spliceosome. The coding region runs from base 353 to 1402 and encodes 349 amino acids.
CCGCGCUACUGUAAUCAUAUGAUAGCGAACCCGGCUCCGGGACAACGCAGCCGCCGCCGACUUGUUCGCGAACAGCUCUCAAGUGAACUUUUUCUCGCCGCCCUACCUUUCAAAACAACUUGAGAGUCGCGGAGGGGCUCGCAUCAUCCGGAGACGAGCAGGGGGUGGGGGGCGGCUGUGAUUUGAAGAGUAGCCGCUUGAGAGACACGCUCGUCGGCCGGAAGACGGUGUUGUCCUGGCAUUUGGGGACUUUUUGUUUUUUUUUUAAACACUCCACCUCCCCUCCACCACACAAUAUAUAUUUUUUUAAUAUUAAAUCCCAGCAGAGUCAUUUUGCGUCGACGCUCCAGCCAUGGUCGGGGAGACAGAGGUGAAGGAGAGACCCAAGUCCAAUCCGGACUACUUAAUGCAGCUGAUGAAUGACCGGAAGGUGAUGAGUUCACUGCCCAACUUCAGCGGCAUCUUCACGCAUCUGGAGCGGCUGCUGGAUGAAGAGAUCGGGCGGGUACGCAAGGACAUGUACAACGACACAGUGAACGGAGGCAUGUUCAACGGACGCGACAUGGAGGAGUUGCCCGAAGCCGUCGGCCCGGUGGCCCAGCUGCAGGAGAAACUCUACGUGCCGGUCAAAGAGUACCCUGACUUCAACUUUGUUGGGAGGAUCCUAGGCCCGCGCGGGCUGACGGCCAAACAGCUGGAGGCAGAGACCGGCUGCAAGAUCAUGGUGCGCGGGAAAGGCUCAAUGCGAGACAAGAAGAAGGAGGAGAUGAACCGAGGCAAGCCUAACUGGGAGCACCUGAGCGAGGACCUGCACGUCCUGAUCACGGUGGAGGACACAAACAACCGCGCCAAAAUCAAGCUGCAGCGGGCCAUCAACGAAGUCAAGAAACUCCUCGUCCCCGCUGCUGAAGGUGAGGACAACUUGAAGAAAAUGCAGCUGAUGGAGCUGGCCAUCCUGAAUGGAACCUACAGAGACGCCAAUGUCAAGACACCCACCGCCAGCUUCCCGCUCGGCACCCCGCAGGCCCCUCGCAUCAUCACCGGCCCCACGCCCGUCCUGCCGCCCACCCUGCGUAACCCCGCCCCCGUGACCACGCCGACCAUCAUGCCUCUGAUUCGUCAGAUCCAGAGCUCUGCCCUGGUGCCGGGCGGCAACCCGCAUCCGGCCCUGGUGCAACAAGGACCCGAGUCGGGGAUCAUCUACACGCCUUACGAGUACCCCUACACACUGACGCCCUCCAUAUUGGAAUACCCCAUCGACUCGACCGGCGUGUUAGUCCCUUCGUCCUGUGUUUUCGCAGCAGGUGCCAUGACCGCUAAGGUACGCCGCCAAGACAAGAGAAUCCAUCCUUACCAAAGGGUAGUGACCACAGACAGAGCUGCCACGGCAACUAACCCAUGACACCUUUUCCACCCACUGAUGACCCCAGCCCCCUCCCCUACCCCAUCUCAUUGGCCAAGUGCCCCCCAGCCCCGGCGCUCUCCUUCCCUCGGCGCCCCCCUCCCACCCUUACCCGGCUCAGCCAACCAGAGGCCGGCCCCGGAAGCGACCCUUCCAUCUAACCAGCAGCGGACGGCGGCCGCGGCGACGAUAACCCAGCAGGGACCGCUGCCAUCAAACUUUUAGCCCACGUGCCUUCCUCUCGCAUAUUGCCCACCGUCGUCAUUGUGGGGGUCCGAACGAGCUCCUGCAUAAGCAAUAAUUAUUACUCCUCUUUAUAACUCAACUACUGAAGAUUCUAAUUGAACUCACCCUGCACUCAAACCGUCCACAGAGAGAGAGAGCUGUUGAUAUUGUGCAUUCUACUUCAUCUCAACGAGCAACCAACUGCUAACAUGUUAGCAUUUAAUUAAUGUUCAUUUUUGGGGUAACAGUAACAGACCACAGGGCAGGAUGUAAAAACCUUUAUCAACAUGCCUCAGCGCUUUUUGUACUUCUUGCUGUGUGUUAGCAUACCAACUGUUAGCAUUUCAUGAGUCCUCAUUUGAAAGGGCACCCAACUAAAGGGCAGGGAAAAAAAUCCUUAAUGACCUUCCAGAGUGUGUUCUCGUACAUAUUUGCAUACCAAGUGUUAGCAUGUUAGCAUUUUAUGAGUCCUCAUUCGAAAAAAGCGACUGACUAUAUGGCAGGAUGUCAAAUCCUUAAUGACCAUCCCGAUGGAGUUCUCUUAUGUUUGCAUACAAACUGAUGGCAUGUUCGCAUUUUAUACAUUCACAUUUAUAAUAGUACCCCACUACAGGCCAGGUUGUUAAAUACUUAUUAAUCCACAGCGUUUUUUUUAUUCAGGUUGCGACUGUGCAACUGUAUAUUUUAGCAUACUAAUGGUUAACUUGUUCGCAUUUUAUCAAUCCUCAUUAGAAAUGGAACCCGACUACAGGGCAAAAUGUUAAAUCCUUAUUGACCAGCCUCAGCCCUUUCUGUACUCAUGCUGCUAUCUUGCUAGAUGAUAGCAUACCAAUUGUUAGUAUGCUAGCAUUUUAUCAGUCCUUAUUACUAUAGCACAGAUACAAGGUAUCGGUAUCGGGCCGAGACCAUCCUUAGUUCACCUUAUCGGGUACUAUAGGCUGCAGAUACCAGCCACCGAUACAUAAAGCAAAAUGAUCUGACAUUAAGUAAUUCCUCUUCGGCAGUAGUUGGCGCUACACUAUGGCGGUUUGACAUAUCGGUGAAUCAUCGUGCGUGUCUAAAAGUAAGAAUGGCCUUUCUUCACAAUUAUAUGUAAUUGAAUUUAAAUGUUAUGUAUCAAAAGUACUUGUGGUAGUCAGCGAGUACUCGAGUAAGUAUUGGUAUCGGUCUGAAAAAUAGUGGUAUAGUGGUAUCGAACAUCCAUACUUAUUACAAAUAGCACCUGACUACAGGGACUACAGUUUUUUUUUUAAAGAGUUCCUCUGAGGUUUUAUUUCAUUUGAUUUUAUUAAUGCUUCCAUUAAAAAAAAAAACAAGGGAACUUGUUUUUGGAAUCAUCCUUCUUUCUUUUAAAUAUCACUGACGUUUUAAAGAGUGCCUUGAAUUUUGUGCUUCCGUUACCCUCGUCGAGCGAAGUAAAAUGCCAAGGCGGACCCUCUCUCACCGCAAAAAGAAAGUGAAAUCCAAAAGGGCCAAAGUAUCACAGUCAUCAAGUCAAGGAUCCGGAUGCUUCUUUCGCAGUACUGUGAGUCAACAUGCAGGGUUUAAAUGCCAAGUGUGAACACGUGAAAGGACAUUUGCACAACAACUCAACAAAAGUGCCUUUACAAAAUGUUUUUAAAAAAUCACCAGUUAAAAUGUUUUUUAUUACAAUUUACCGCUUUCUCCCUCAUUUUACUGCCCAAUCCCUGUCCAAGUGCCACACAGUAUUAAGCAGUGAUUCAUAAAAUGUCUUUUUAUGUAUGCGUGAGGAUGGAACACUGCAAUAUGUUUUUUGUCAUAACUUGCCCACACAUCCUAUAUAAAGGAGCACAUGCAACACAGCCAACCGAGGCCUUGGUAUGAAAAAACACGGGGUCGUAACACCUGUAACGAGUUUAUAUGUAUUUUUAUAUGCUAUUUUGUACAUUAAAUGACCUUUUCAGAGUUGAUGCCUUGCUCUGUGUAUACAUAUCUAUACAACAGUGUGUCCUGAAAUACUGGAGAUGUUUUGUGUGUUAACUGGAGCCUCGGAGAAGAGCGCCAGCGCUUGCCUCUUGUGCCUUUAUUUUAUUUGGAUUUGUUGUCUUUUUGACAAUUAACAGUGUAGUUCCAUAUUAAUUUGCCCUUCAGCGGCCACUGUAUUGGGUGUACUAAAAUCUUCUGUGUUUAACCACUUCAAUUGUAUCUGUCUAUAUGCUUUUUUGAGGGGGGUUCUUUCUAAAACGUACAUAAUAAGAUGGAUCUGGGAAUGAUGGACUCUAACAUUGUGAGCAGCAAU